Colletotrichum destructivum is the source of this 1449-nucleotide messenger RNA. Its product is annotated as Putative lactate/malate dehydrogenase, malate dehydrogenase, active, L-lactate/malate dehydrogenase. Gene Ontology annotation, cellular component: cytoplasm; cytosol. Lineage: Eukaryota; Fungi; Ascomycota; Sordariomycetes; Glomerellales; Glomerellaceae. Gene Ontology annotation, biological process: tricarboxylic acid cycle; malate metabolic process. Gene Ontology annotation, molecular function: L-malate dehydrogenase (NAD+) activity. The transcript is spliced from 9 exons. Bases 185 to 1180 code for a protein of 331 amino acids. The record is from RefSeq and is a predicted model, not a curated record.
CUGGCGCAGACUACUUCUACCUCGCUCUCACGCCCUCUUUCUUCUCUUCCUCUUCGUACUAAACCAGCAUACCUCCCGCCUGAUUCUACCCUGCCCAUUCGAAAUUGAGCAUCGCAGAUAAACCUCAAAGCCAUCACCUCUCCAACCCAUUUUCUUUAAACCGAAACACACAAACAUCGUCAAAAUGGUCAAGGCCGUUGUUGCUGGCGCCUCUGGCGGUAUUGGACAGCCUCUGUCCCUCCUCCUCAAGCUCUCUCCUCUCGUCGACGAGCUUGCCCUCUACGAUGUCGUCAACACUCCCGGUGUUGCCACCGAUCUUUCCCACAUCUCAUCCGUCGCGAAGACCACCGGCUACCUGCCCAAGGAUGACGGUGCUAAGGCCGCCUUUAAGGAUGCCGACAUCAUUGUCAUCCCUGCUGGAAUUCCCCGCAAGCCCGGCAUGACCCGUGAUGACCUCUUCAACAUCAACGCUGGAAUCGUCAAGGGCCUGAUCGAGGUCGCCGCCGAGGUCGCCCCCAAGGCAUUCAUCCUUGUCAUCUCCAACCCCGUCAACUCUACCGUCCCCAUUUCCGCCGAGGUCCUCAAGGCCAAGGGUGUUUUCAACCCCCAGCGCCUCUUUGGUGUUACCACCCUCGACAUCGUCAGAGCCGAGACCUUUGUUGCUGAGAUCUCGGGCAAGUCAAAGCCCCAUGAGCUGAACGUCCCCGUCAUUGGCGGCCACUCUGGCGAGACCAUCGUUCCCCUGUUCAGUCAAGUCCAGCCCUCCGUCUCUAUCCCCGACGACAAGUACGAUGCUCUUGUCAACCGCGUCCAGUUCGGCGGUGACGAGGUCGUCAAGGCCAAGGAUGGCGCUGGUUCCGCCACCCUCUCUAUGGCCUAUGCCGGUUUCAGAUUCGCUGAGAAGGUUCUCAAGGCAGUCAAGGGCGAGAAGGGUCUUGUUGAGCCUAGCUACGUCUACCUGCCCGGUGUGCCAGGCGGUAAGGAGAUUGCCGAGAAGACUGGCGUUGACUUCUUUUCCGUUCCCAUUGAGCUCGGCCCUAACGGUGCCGAGAAGGCGAUUGACAUUCUCGGCAACAUCACGGAGAAGGAGAAGAAGUUGCUGGAGGCCGCCGUUGCGGGAUUGAAGGGCAACAUCAAGAAGGGUGUUGACUUUGCCCACAACCCCCCUCAAAAGCUGUGAAAUGGCGUUGAUCUCGCACAGUGUGUAGAUGACGAGCGUACGAUGUCAACUGGACUCGUGAUUUCGCGGUACGUACGGGGCAGAGGCGUCGGUGGUUUGGGAUAUGGCGAGAAAUCGGCGGCGGCGGUGUUUCCGCCUGCCUCAUCAGCCAACUUGGUUUAAUUGGAGUUAGACACCUUCGGAAUCAACUCAGAUUGACCGCAUCUUCAAAUAGAUACCUGCGGCGGCAGUAUCCCGUCAAGCCCAUGAUUUGCUUUGUUUGUGCUCGU